AUGUGGCACAUAGACAACCAGUCUAUGUUUGUCGCUAAGUGGAAGCCUGGACUCCAGCCAGCAAUCCCGGAGCUCACUUCUGCUCAAGUGUGGCUAGACUUCCAUAACGUCCCCCCGCAGUUCUAUUCCGAAGAAGGUCUUGAGCAUAUAGCUGGUGCUCUGGGAGAUCCACUCUUCCUCCACCCAGCCACCUCAAACAUGACAAACUUGGAGGUCGCCAGGGUCUUUACUAUCAUCGAUCCUACGAGACCACUUCCUGAGGCAGUGAAUGUGAGGUUUGAGUCUGGACACACUGAACGUAUCGAGGUAUCUAGCCCCUGGCUUCCCCCUACUUGCGAACAUUGUAAGGAGGUGGGGCACAGUAUCAAGAACUGCUUAACGGCCCCAAUUACCUGUCUGACUUGUCAAUCUUCUGGACACAAGCAAGAACAAUGCCCGAAAGGGAAAAACACAGAGGCACCCACUGGUGGAAAAGUCAAGAAGAAGAAGAAGAAGUCAAAGACCAGGGUUUCUAAGGCCGCUGAGGAAACAAUCUUAACGGAGACAGUCGAAGAGGGCAACCUUGUCAUUGAUAUUGGUCUGGAUAAAAUCCCCCAAGAAGAGCCCCCUCGGGAAGAACCAACGGUAGAAACAGAAGGGAAUGUUACCCCAGCUGGAGUGCAAGGAUCUGAUUCAGAUUCAAAAAUCUCUACUGACUCGGAACCGGAGGGAUCCUCUUCUGCUGAAGAAAACACUGAUGAGUCUGGCUCUGAAGAGGACAAUGAAGUGUCUGACAGCUCCAGUUCGGAUGAAUCCAGUUUUUCCACUGUAACCUCCAAAAGGACUAAGAAACAGCAAAGGAAGAAGGAAAGACAGGCAGCUCUGAAACUGCAGCUUCAGAGAGAAAAAGAGCUUAAGCGGAGCACAAGCUCCAAGACCCGCAAUCUCUGA
Messenger RNA from Brassica rapa (field mustard), 930 nucleotides. RefSeq lists its product as uncharacterized. Lineage: Eukaryota; Viridiplantae; Streptophyta; Magnoliopsida; Brassicales; Brassicaceae. Gene Ontology annotation, molecular function: nucleic acid binding; zinc ion binding. The record is from RefSeq and is a predicted model, not a curated record.